GAGCGCGCCUGGGAAGCGGUUGCGCGCGACAGCUGACAGAUUUGGCCCAGUUUCAGAACAUCACACCGGUUGAAAGGAAGUAUCUGGAUCUAAGCGGAAAAUCCCGGAUUUUGUUGUUUAAAGAUCUAAAUUCUGUGUAUAGUAGAGAUCAGAGCAGACAGGAAAGGACCGGAUGAGACCUGUGUGAGCAGAAACUCUUUAGGAAGCUCAAGGUUUUUAGGUUCCACUUCCAAUCCGGUCGAACAUCGCUGUUAGUUCGGACCUAAAAUGUGCUCUGUAUUAACAAGGGUAAGACCCAUUCACCGGGCUGUAGCCUUGACUCUUCGACUCGGAGCCAACACCGAGGGCUCGAGUUAUGUGGCGACCCAGAGGAAGCGUUUCUCCCCCGGCGUGAGCUCUGCCGCGGCUAACGGCAGGUUUUACUGCUCCAGGGCGGCGAAGACCGAAGGACUGCUGUUCAGACAACUAUUUGAGGUGGAGAGCUGCACCUACACCUACCUGCUGGCAGACACCAACACCAAAGAGGCCAUUAUUAUUGAUCCUGUGCUGGAGACAAUGGACAGGGAUCUAAUCCUGGUGAAGGAGCUGGGGCUCAAUCUGAUUUUUGCAGUAAACACCCACUGCCAUGCAGACCACAUAACGAGCUCUGGGUUGAUGAAGAAAAAAAUUGCAGGAUUGAAGAGUGCCAUCUCUAAACACAGCGGCGCCUCUGCAGAUAUCCUGCUGUCGGAAGGCGACCGGAUCCCCUUUGGAAAACAUUACCUUAUUGUGAAAGAAACACCAGGACACACAGAUGGGUGCACAACUCUUGUAUCAGGAGAUGAGAGCAUGGCUUUCACUGGAGACGCUCUGCUCAUCCGAGGCUGCGGCAGAACAGACUUCCAGCAGGGUUGUGCAAAAUGCCUUUAUGAUUCAGUUCACGACAAGAUCUUCACACUGCCUGAUGACUGCCUCGUAUACCCAGCACACGACUAUAUAGGUCAGACCGUUUCCACAGUUGGUGAAGAACGCAAGUUUAACCCUCGCCUGACAAAGUCCAAGGAUGAAUUUGUGGAUAUUAUGAACAGCUUGAAUCUCCCAAAACCAGACAAAAUAGAUAUUUCGGUGCCUGCUAAUCUAGUAUGUGGACUACAUGGACUCUGAAUGCCUUAGAGAGAAGAACGCGUUUAUAAAAUCAGCGACUUAACCACAGAAUGGUUCAGAUUUAAAUGUUUGUUUUAGCAAACUUGGCUGCAACAGCUUACCAUAAGGUGCAUGUUAUGUUUUUUGCAGCCACUUAUGUAACUCUAAGUGUGCUUAAAAUGCUUAAAAAUGUGGUUAGAUUUAAUUAUUGAUUUGGUCUAUACAGACAUAACAGUUUUUGUGUGUGUCUUGAGUUAAAAGUGUGUUUUAUUUACUCUGUGCAGCUGUAGGGUAAUAAAAGUAAU
Molecule: messenger RNA, 1427 nt
Organism: Cyprinodon tularosa
Lineage: Eukaryota; Metazoa; Chordata; Actinopteri; Cyprinodontiformes; Cyprinodontidae
Product: persulfide dioxygenase ETHE1, mitochondrial-like
Exons: 7
Coding region: 268-1143 (291 amino acids)
Biological process (GO): hydrogen sulfide metabolic process; glutathione metabolic process
Molecular function (GO): sulfur dioxygenase activity
Source: RefSeq, a predicted model, not a curated record